This is a messenger RNA of Aspergillus mulundensis, 1461 nucleotides long. RefSeq lists its product as uncharacterized. Bases 1 to 1461 code for a protein of 486 amino acids. Gene Ontology annotation, molecular function: transmembrane transporter activity. Lineage: Eukaryota; Fungi; Ascomycota; Eurotiomycetes; Eurotiales; Aspergillaceae. Gene Ontology annotation, cellular component: membrane. The record is from RefSeq and is a predicted model, not a curated record. The transcript is spliced from 5 exons. Gene Ontology annotation, biological process: transmembrane transport.
AUGGCUGACCAGAAACCAACCCCUGCUGUCGAAGCCCCCGAGCCGGAGAAGCAAGAUGUCACCAAGGCAAUGGACGAAGCUGCUCAAUUCCUGGCCCAUAAUGCCGGCUUCGAGCCGCUAUCUACCGAAGAGGAGAAGAAGAUGAUACGGAAGAUGGAUUGGAUUCUUCUUCCUAUGCUAUUCAUGACCGCUACACUCGGCGCGGUGGACAAGGUCGCCAUUAGCACUGCCGCCAUCUACGGUCUGGAGGAUGAUCUACAUCUCGCGAUCGUCGGUAUGUGGCCUUCUACAUACCUUGUGCAUAGACUUCCCUCGGCAAAGUACCUUUCGGCCUGUUCACUGGGUUGGUCUGUUCUGGCUCUCCUUAUUCCAGUCUCCCGGAACUGGAGUGGGUUGAUGGCGCUGCGGUUCUUCAUGGGUUGCCUCGAAGCCAUUAUCGUUCCUUCCAUCUCGCUGAUCAUCGCCGGAUUCUAUACAAAGAUUGAACAGCCGCCGCGCAACGCUCUUGUAUUCGCAGCGGCGAGUUCGAUCAUAAAUGGGUUCCUCUCAUGGGCCGUCGGGCAUAUUCCUUCAAGCGCGCCCUUGGCUAUUUGGCAAUACCUGUUCCUAAUUACCGGCUCUGUCUCCACGCUCUGGUCAAUCGUCGCUUUCGUCUUUCUCCCCGACUCCCCAAUGAACGCCUUCUUUCUGACCGAGCGGGAAAAGUAUCACUCCGUGCAGCGCUUGUCAGAGAACAAGACCGGCAUAUCCAACCGACAGUGGAAAUGGGACCAGGCGCUUGAGGCCAUCAUUGACCCCAAGACAUGGAUCCUGUUCUUCUUCAACAUUGCCAUCAACAUCCCCAACGGAGGUUUAACAACAUUCAGCGGUAUCAUCAUCAACAAUCUAGGUUUCUCGGCUGUCAACACGUCGCUAUUGAACAUGCCUACUGGUGUCAUGUCAACGCUGUCCGCGUUUGUGUUCUCUUGGAUAGCGGCCAAGUGGUCUAACCGCCGGUGCCUCGUGACAAUGCUUGCCUCUUGUGUCCCGGCCAUUGGCGCUAUCAUUGUCUAUACUCUGCCUCGAAGUAAUAUUGGCGGCCAGAUGGUUGGCAUCUACCUGCUUUACACCUAUUUCGGCCCGUACGUUGUCGGAAUAUCUAUGGCACAGGCAAACACCGCAGGCAGCACGAAGAAGACCGUGCAGUACUCCAUUCUAUAUAUUGGGUAUGCCGUUGGAAAUCUUAUCGGACCGCAGACCUUCCGCGCAAACCAAGCGCCGGCGUACACCGGCGGGUUCGUGUCUAUGCUCGUCUGUUACUGCGUCUGUGUGGUUUUGAUGGCCGGCUACUGGACCAUUGCGGCCAUCUUGAACCGAAGACGAGUCGAUGGGGUUGAACCGUCGGAGACUGAAGGGGAGCUGGAGGAGGCGUUCUCUGAUAAGACAGACUUCCAGCAGAGGGGGUUUAAAUAUACAACGUAG